AUGGUAGCUGUCGAGAGGCGUGUUUUCGCUCAUAAAAUAGCAUCGCACUGUGUUGAGUUGAUUUGGUUGUGCAUGCGUGUGUUAACCACUGCACAAGUUGAAAGGAAGUCUGUUGCGUUGCUGAACGACAAUGUAGUUUCGGAUUUCGAGCAAGCAGGCUUCAUCAUUAGUCGCGUGUUUAAAGUUAACAAAUCAAUUAAUCAUUUAAGUCGUGCGUCUCCAGCCCAACUUGUUGGCGGUCUGGAGACGAAAGGUCACAACCACUCGAAAUUUAAAAUAACCGUAGUGAAUACUCCUAGUCCGAGUCCAACUUCGUUGCCACCUUCACCUCCGCUCAUAAGCAACAACACUACGACGCCGACCUUGCAGCAACUUAAUAUGGUUGAGACAACAACAUCGCCAACAGGUAUUGCAAUAAAGCGUUGUGCGUCAAGUCCGCUUAGUGAACAACAACUGCAGCAACAUCAGCACAAUUUGCACCAACAACUACAACAACAGCAACAACAUUUGCAUAACAGUCUUAGCACAAGCAACAAUAUGAAUAACAACAAUAUACUGAGCACCAAUAACGGCGGUUCCAAUCUAUCACGACAAAAUAUCAGAUCAUCUCCUGUUCAUCAGAAUACUGUGCAAAAUACAGCGCGUGCGAACGCCGCCUAUUUGACGACAGCAAUGCUCUUUAACUCGCAACAAUGCGGCUAUUUAGGACAACGUUUACAAAGCGCUGUCUUUCAACAUCAGCAACAACAGCACCAACAGCAACAGUUGUCCCAAACUCCCUCAGAUGAUGGCUCCCAAUCUGGUGCUACAAUAAUUGAUGACGAACGACCGAUGCGUACGACCGUCGGUACAGCUACUACAGCUGCAGCUGCUGCUGCCUCACUUUUUACGAUCGAUAGUAUACUGGGCUCUCGAUCGGCGGCGGCUGUUAAUAGCAACAACAAUAAUAAUAACAACAACAGCAUAAACAAUAACAGUAUUAUGCAUAUAAAACGCUCUGAAUCGCCGGCUUCACCUAGUUCCAAUUCAAGUUCGGCUGCUACAAGUCCCAUACGCCCACAACGUGUUCCCGCCAUGUUGCAACAUCCAGGCUUACAUUUGGGCCACUUAGCAGCUGCGGCAGCAACUGGCUUUGCAGCAUCACCGUCGGAUUUUCUAGUGGCGUACCCGAAUUUUUAUCCAAAUUAUAUGCAUGCAGCAGCAGUAGCUCAUGUGGCAGCUGCUCAAAUGCAAGCGGCACAUGUAAGCGGUCAUGCUCCUGGUCUAUCACAUCCCGGACAUUCACAUCACACACAUCACUUGCAUCAUCCACAUCACUCACAUCAUGUUGCCGCACAUUUGGGUCAUGGUCCACCGCCUAAAAGAAAACGGCGCCAUCGCACCAUAUUCACAGAGGAGCAAUUAGAACAGCUAGAGGCGACCUUCGAUAAAACCCAUUAUCCUGACGUAGUGCUGCGUGAACAAUUGGCAUUAAAAGUCGAUCUUAAAGAGGAAAGAGUGGAGGUCUGGUUCAAAAACCGACGGGCAAAAUGGCGCAAACAAAAGCGUGAAGAGCAGGAACGUCUUCGCAAAUUACAGGAAGAGCAGUGCGGUGGUGCAAAUAGCGGUGGCAGCGCUGGUUCCGUUGCUACAGCUGUGGCGAAUUUGAAAUGCUCGCCGGAAGAUUAUGCAGGUCAUAUGCAUAUAAAAACCGAUCCGAAUUAUAGUGAUGCGGAUGAAUCCUCCGAUUUGGAAGUGGCAUAAAAUUUCCUUAGAAC
This is a messenger RNA of Teleopsis dalmanni, 1757 nucleotides long. RefSeq names its product homeobox protein goosecoid (gene Gsc). Lineage: Eukaryota; Metazoa; Arthropoda; Insecta; Diptera; Diopsidae. Bases 1 to 1743 code for a protein of 580 amino acids. The record is from RefSeq and is a predicted model, not a curated record. Gene Ontology annotation, cellular component: nucleus. Gene Ontology annotation, biological process: regulation of transcription by RNA polymerase II. Gene Ontology annotation, molecular function: RNA polymerase II cis-regulatory region sequence-specific DNA binding; DNA-binding transcription factor activity, RNA polymerase II-specific. The transcript is spliced from 4 exons.